This is a messenger RNA of Trichechus manatus latirostris (Florida manatee), 2745 nucleotides long. It is a transcript of the gene KIRREL2, whose product is annotated as kirre like nephrin family adhesion molecule 2. The transcript has 18 exons. Gene Ontology annotation, biological process: cell-cell adhesion. Gene Ontology annotation, cellular component: plasma membrane; cell-cell junction. The record is from RefSeq and is a predicted model, not a curated record. Gene Ontology annotation, molecular function: cell adhesion molecule binding. NCBI's taxonomy places the organism in Eukaryota, Metazoa, Chordata, Mammalia, Sirenia, Trichechidae. Bases 1 to 2745 code for a protein of 914 amino acids.
AUGAGCCCCGGAGACAACGAGGCCGGUGUGAGCAGUGGCAGAGGUGGGCCCUGUUCUCCGACCGAGCCUGAGCGUGUCUGCAUCCUGCCACCUCCCCCAGGUGCCCUCACGGGUCUCCAGCUGUGGUCCUCUGCCCAGCAGGCUCCUCCCAGCCCAGCUGGAGCACGAAAUCCCCCGUCAGCACAUGCCAGCCACAUUCCUCGGCCCGGGACCGUCAGACCCGGGACCCCAGACCCCCAGCACUCCCCUCUGUCUGCUGCGGGCAUCCACCUGUCCGGCCAGCUGCGCAGCGCACAGGCGGCUCGCAGCGUGGGAACGCCCCAGCUGGGCUGCAGGAGCUGUCAGGACAAGCUGCGCGGUUCCCAGCCUCUCUGCCCGCCACAGCCCAGGCACCGCCACCUCCCAGCCGUCGCCCGGCAACCCGCAACCGCGGCCGAGGGGCCCGGCAGAGUGUUCCUGCUCCCAGACUCCAAUUGGGCUGGGGUACCGCCCGCCCCGGGAGCCGGGGCCAGCGUGCCCCCAUUCAUCCGCGCCUUGGCUGAGGGGUUCCUCAAAGGGAAAGGUCGGGUCUCCGAGGGGGCGGGCCGGGGUUGGCCGGGGCGGGGCGAGCGGCGGCGGGCCCUCCCCGGGAUGCUGGCCUCCGCCCUCCUUGUCCUCCUCCUCUGCUUCAGGGGGCGCGCAGACCCGUUGCCCCAUUUCCUGCAACAGCCCGAGGACCUGGUGGUGCUGCUGGGGGACGAGGCCCGACUGCCCUGCGCCCUGGGCGCAUACAAGGGGCUGGUUCAGUGGACCAAGGAUGGACUGGCUCUAGGGGGUGAGAGGGACCUGCCAGGGUGGUCCCGGUACUGGAUCUCGGGGAACACAGCCCGCGGCCAGCACGACCUGCACAUUAGGCCCGUGGAGCCGGAGGAUGAGGCCCUGUACGAGUGUCAGGCCACACAGGCAGGCCUGCGCUCUCGCCCGGCCCAGCUGCACAUCCUGGUGCCCCCAGAAGCUCCCCAGGUGCUGGGCGGCCCUGCUGUGUCUCUGGUUGCUGGGGUUCCUGCGAAUCUGACCUGUCGGAGCCGUGGGGAUGCCCGCCCCACCCCCGAGCUGCUAUGGUUCCGAGAUGGGGUCCAGCUGGAUGGGGCCACCUUCCGUCAGACUCUGCUGAAGGAAGGGACCACUGGGCCAGUGGAGAGCACUUUAUCCCUGACCCCUUCCAGCCACGAUGAUGGAGCCAUCUUGGUCUGCAGGGCCCGGAGUCAGGCUCUGCCCACAGGGAGAGACACAGCUAUCACGCUGAGCCUACAGUACCCCCCAGUGGUGACUCUGUCCGCAGCACCCCAGACUGUACAGGAAGGAGAAAAGGUCACGUUCCUGUGCCAGGCCAUGGCCCAGCCUCCCGUCACUGGCUACAGGUGGGCAAAGGGGGGCUCCCCGGUGCUUGGGGCCCGCGGGCCAAGACUGGAGGUCGUGGCAGACGCCUCAUUCCUGACUGAGCCGGUGUCCUGCGAGGUCAGCAACGCAGUGGGCAGCGCCAACCGCAGCACCGCGCUGGAUGUGCUAUUCGGGCCGAUUCUACAGGCAAAGCCGAAACCCACGUGGGUGGACGUCGGGGAAGACGCCUCCUUCAGCUGUGGCUGGCGUGGGAACCCGCCCCCACGGGUGACCUGGACCCGCCGCGGGGGGGCGCAGGUGCUGGGCUCCGGGCCCACGCUGCGCCUUCGGUCCGUGGGGUCGGAGGAUGCAGGCGACUACGUGUGCAGGGCUGAGCCGGCGACUUCGGGCUUGGGGGGCGGUGCCGCGGAAGCGAGGCUGACGGUGAACGCUCCCCCAGUAGUAACCGCUCUGCGCCCUCCGCCCGCUUUCCUGAGGGGCCCUGCCCGCCUCCAGUGUCUGGUGUUCGCCUCCCCUUCCCCAGAAGCCGUGGUCUGGUCUUGGGAUGAGGGCAUUCUGGCGGCCGGGUCGCGGGGCCGGUUCCUGGUGGAGACGUUCCCAGCCCCGGAGGGCCUCGGGGGACAGGGCCCGGGCCUGAUCUCCGUGCUCCACAUUGCGGGGACCCAGGAGUCCGAUUUUAGCCGGAGUUUCAACUGCAGUGCCCGGAACCGGCUGGGUGAGGGAGGCACCCAGGUCAGCCUGGGCCGGAGAGUCCUGCUGCCCACCGUGCGGAUCAUUGCGGGGGUUGCCGCGGCGGCCACGACUCUCCUCAUGGUCAUCACUGGGGUGGCCCUCUGCUGCUGGCGCCAUGGCAAGGGUCAGUCUUCCCUCUCCAAGCAAGGGAACCUGGUGGGAAUCCCAGGCAGCAGCGACGGCGCCAGUUCUCGGGGCCCAGAGGAAGAGAUGGCCAGCGGCGAGGACCGGGGCCCCAUGGUGCACACGGACCACAGUGACCCGGGUCUGGAUGAGGAGGGGGCUCUGGAGACCAAGGACCCAACCAACGGUUACUACAAGGUCCGAGGGGUCAGCGUAAGCCUGAGCCUUGGUGAAGCCCCUGGAGGAGGUCUCUUUCUGCCACCCACCUCUCCCCUUGGACCCCCCACAACCCCCACCUUCUAUGACUUCAGCCCACACCUGGGCGUGGUUCCUCCCUGUAGACUGUACAGAGCCCGGGCGGGCUAUCUCACCACACCCCAUCCUCGAGCUUUCACCAGCUAUGUAAAACCCACAUCCUUUGGACCCCCAGACCUUGCCCCUGGGACUCCGCCCUUCCCAUAUGCUGCCUUCCCCACACGCAGCCACCCCCGCCUCCAGACUCAUGUGUGA